AUGUGGGGAUGCCUUGGAAUUGUCCCUAUAGGUCCUCACCUGUCCUUCAGGCUUGCCUCCUCUGAAAGGAGACCUGGAUCUGCUUUAGAAGAUUCCCAUAAGGAAGCUAAAAACUUCAGAGUUCAAGAGGCUGGGAAGAAAAACAACACAUUAAAAACCAUUCUAGAAAAUUUACUGCUGAAAAUGGCUUUCAGCAGAAUAGCAGAUAUCCAAGAUAAAAAUAGAUGGCUACAGAAUGAUCCAGAGUUCAAAGAUAGAAUUAAAGCACAAGCCUUGAUAUACCCUGGCCUACAAUCACUUGAUACUUUCCUGCCAUCCCAUCGAGAGUAUGAAUAUGGUCCAAUUCUGUCCAGAGAGAUGACAAUUAAGUUGGCGUGCCUGUAUGUGUCUGAAGACAAAGCUCUGCUCCAGGCCGCACUGAGAAAUGAACACAUGCCUGAAGGAUCAAGACACCUGUUCAAGUUUGUUAACUGGAGUGACUUACUUCCUGAGAAGUAUAAAAAGAAUCAUGUUUACACUGAGCCUGUUCUUGGAAAACUGAAUGAUUCCUACCCAGCACUUAUGGAUAGUAGAGCAUCACCUUUGUUAGUCAAUGACUCCCAGUUACAGAGUUUGCCAUUAACUUACAUCCUCACAUGUGAACAUGAUCUCAUUAGAGAUGAUAGUCUCAUUUACAUUACACGACUUAGAAAUGUUGGGGUUCGAGUUACUCAUGACCACAUAGAAGAAGGAAUACAUGGAGCCCUAUCAUUUACCAGAGCUCCAGUGUUUCUACAUCUGGGGUUAAGAAUAAGAGAUAAGUAUAUUAGUUGGUUAGAGGAAAAUCUAUAA
Peromyscus leucopus (white-footed mouse) is the source of this 831-nucleotide messenger RNA. RefSeq names its product arylacetamide deacetylase-like 2. The transcript is spliced from 3 exons. Gene Ontology annotation, cellular component: cytosol. Lineage: Eukaryota; Metazoa; Chordata; Mammalia; Rodentia; Cricetidae. Gene Ontology annotation, biological process: triglyceride catabolic process. The coding region runs from base 1 to 831 and encodes 276 amino acids. Gene Ontology annotation, molecular function: sterol ester esterase activity; triacylglycerol lipase activity. The record is from RefSeq and is a predicted model, not a curated record.